Molecule: messenger RNA, 513 nt
Organism: Emiliania huxleyi CCMP1516
Lineage: Eukaryota; Haptophyta; Isochrysidales; Noelaerhabdaceae
Exons: 2
Coding region: 1-513 (170 amino acids)
Source: RefSeq, a predicted model, not a curated record
AUGGCAGGGUUGACAGCAUACACCUUGAUCACAGUCUACUUUCUCGUGGUAGCAGUGGAAUCCGCCUACGGCAAGCAUAUCGUUGGCCCACACCUCGGCUUUGGAAGCAUGUGGGGUCCGACGCUGUACACCAACACUAUCUCCAUCCCCCCGAUGGUCGCUAUCGGGCUCCUCUCUGGUGAGCAAGAGGCUCUCUUGCGUCACGCCGACUGCUCCAAGUCCAGCCCGGUGGAGGAUGCCGACUCGAACCAAGCCGUCGUUCUUCUCGUCCUCAUCUCGUGCGCUCUCGGCGUGGCUGUCGCGUUCCUCGGCUUCGAGGCUAGGAGGCUCGUGUCGGCGACGUCGUGCUUCACAGUGUUGGGCGUGGCGGGGAAAAUGGCGACGGUGACCGCCAACGGGCUGAUCUGGGACAAGCACGCCUCGCCCGAGGGUAUUGCGUUUCUGGCGGCCUGCCUGGCCGAUAAUCUGGGUUCCGGCUCCUACCCAGACAGGGGGUCUGUUCACCACGGUUAG